GACCUAUCUCGGUGACGCCUAACGAAACUCUGAACGCGAUUCAAGUACCUAAAUCUGUCUUCUUACGCGUAGAGACAUUGUAUCUCCCACUUACGCCCGAAAUCCUGACCGCUAUUUCCCAUAUUCGGCCCUGUAUGGGCAGUGCGACCGUUUCUUGCCCUACAUCGAGGAGAAGCAGCAGCUCUUGCGCCGGCCUAGAAGAGAAGAAACACAAUCGCAAUGUCAGGGCCUCCGCCCGGCCCAGGGCCUGUGAGGGCCAUGAGUGUAGGAAAUGGCCCGCCGAGCGCUGGUCUACCACCGCAUAACGCCAUGCCUCCACAGCAGGGCGUCCCUCCACCUGGCAGCUCCUCGGGGCCACAGUCACAGCAGAACCUCAAUCAAAUUGUUCUAGAAUAUCUCUCCAAGAAAGGAUAUGUCCGCACCGAGGCGAUGCUCCGCAAGGAGUCUGAACCGCAACCCAACGGCCAAACCCUCGCAACCCAAAGUACCGAAGCAGGCGGCGCAAAGUACACCAAAGCGUUCGAGCUCUUACGGAAAUACACAGAGGACAAUCUUGAUUUAUACAGACCUGAGCUGCGGAAGUUACUAUGGCCCAUAUUCGUAUACUCAUUCCUGGACUUGGUGCGGGAGUUCUAUACGAAAGAUGCGGAGACCUUCUUCGCGGCCUACCAUGCUUUGUUCGAGCGUGACCAUGAGGACGAUGUCAAGACGCUCCGCCAAGUGCGGUUGCAGGCGCAUCUCCAGGAGAGUCGGAUUGCGAAGCUGUAUAUCGAUAACAAGUAUAGGAUUACGCUAACGACGAUGCCAUUCUAUAACCUCAUUCAGUUUUUGGAGUCUAAGCAGUUUGAGGGUGGACAGGCUCUGAUGGACGUUAUCCGAGACCAUUUAAACAUCGUCACAGUCGACCGAACAGCAACGGCAGAGAAGAGCAUAGCCGCUAUUCUCGCUGGCGGACAGGACGAUGACGACCUUCCAGCAGAAGACGAAGGUAUCCCAGGGCAUAAUCCUGGACAUCCGCUCACUGCCCGCCAUGACCCCGAGGCCGACGCUGCACGCAUACGGUUGCAGUUGGGCGCCUACCCACAGGACUCGGAGCUACAAGAAGACGUACGAGCUGCCCUACAGGAUGAAGACGCUAAGAGUGCGCCGAGGCCAGGACAACCAACGCUGGUAGAUGAGUUUGAGCAGCGCAUAAAACGCGAGCCCACCGAAGACGGUCCUUCACGCGACACGGUUCCUCUCCCACCUUCAUUGGCGCGCGACGUCUCCAUGGAGGUGCAAAAGAUUAUUGAGCAUCGAGAUCGGUACAAGAUGGAAGGAAGGACAGGUGGCGUUGGCCCUGCCGUCAGCGUUACCAUGUAUACCUUCCAUAAUACGUACGAUAGCAUCAACUGCAUCGACUUCUCCGGCGACAACCAAUAUGUCGCAGCCGGCAUGGCCGAAUCCUACGUCCGCGUGUGGUCGAUGGACGGCAGCCCCCUCACCUCCCCAGAAGACGCACCUGACACCCAGCCAUCCUCCUCGCGCCGCCUAGUCGGUCACUCUGGUCCCGUCUAUGCCGUAGCCUUCUCGCCUGCGACGGCGAACCCAGACCCCACGGGCCCUCCAACGAGCUCGCAAUGCCUUUUGUCUUGCUCAGAGGACAAGACAGUGCGACUCUGGACUUUAGAUACGUUCACCUGUCUCGUCGCCUAUCGCGGCCACGACAACCCAAUCUGGGACCUUCAGUGGGGCCCUUACGGCCAUUACUUCUUAACUGGAUCGAAUGACCGUACCGCUCGCCUCUGGUCAACAGACCACAUCGAGCCGCUGCGCAUCUACGUCGGCCACGACAAUGACGUGGAUUGCGUCGCCUUCCAUCCUAACAAUCUGUACAUCUUCACAGGCUCUUGCGACAGGACGGUGCGUAUGUGGCACAUCUCCGGCGGUAACUGCCUCCGACUCUUCACCGGUCAUACCGGCAAUGUGACGGCCAUUGCGUGCUCACCAGACGGCAAGACGCUUGCCUCCGCCGACGACGCAGGGAACAUUAUCCUCUGGACGCUCGAGACGGGGCGUCGGAGGAAGCGUAUGCGUGGCCACGGCAAAGGCGGAAUCUGGUCGUUGUCCUGGAGCGUAGAAUCUAGUGUCCUAGUCUCUGCCGGGGCGGACAAGACAGUGCGUGUCUGGGAUGUUCUACAAGAGUCGAGCGACAAGGCUGCGGACGGCGCGGUCGCGAAGGCGGAUGGUGCCAUGACCACUAAGGGCGCGAGUGGCACUACCGUCACAGGCACAAAGAAGGCAGCGAAAGAGACGGGCGUGAGUGCGGAUCAAAUCAGCGCAUUCCCCACGAAAGAGUCACCCGUAUACAAAGUUCAGUUCACGAGGAUGAAUUUGGUUCUGGCGGGUAGUGCAUACUUGCCGCAGCGGGCACUGUAGACAUCGGGUAGCUUGGGAGGCGUACAGGGCGUUUUAACCUGGCAAAAAGCGUCCUCGGGGAAUUCUUCAUCCACCGAGUGAGUGGAAGACUGUAUCAUUGUCCUUUCGACAUAUUCGUCGAAGAUGAGCAUUUGAGUUUCUAGUUCGUUCUGAAUAAUACCAUUGCAAUCACUCCGUCAC
Molecule: messenger RNA, 2598 nt
Organism: Cucurbitaria berberidis CBS 394.84
Lineage: Eukaryota; Fungi; Ascomycota; Dothideomycetes; Pleosporales; Cucurbitariaceae
Product: transcription initiation factor TFIID subunit 5
Exons: 3
Coding region: 220-2418 (732 amino acids)
Biological process (GO): transcription initiation at RNA polymerase II promoter
Cellular component (GO): transcription factor TFIID complex
Molecular function (GO): RNA polymerase II general transcription initiation factor activity; protein binding
Source: RefSeq, a predicted model, not a curated record